CUCGCAUCAGACGAGAUUGUACGAGAGAAGCUCCCGAGGAAGGAACAUUGUUGUGGUGCACUCCCUUGUUCUUCGCUUCCUCCUCUCUCUCAUUUUACAGUUUUUUGAUCAGUACAAGUUUGAAACUAUUCAGAAAUGAGCGAAGAUAACACCGAGAUCAAAGGAGAGCAGGAAGUGGACUUAAUGGAAGAACUGUUGGAUUCUGCCGAAAACUUUGAUGAACUGAAUGAUGUGUCCGACGAUAAAACCAAUAAACGCCGGAAGAAAGUUGCAGAGGUGAAAGAUGCCAUGGCUAAGGUAAAAAAAGAUGAGUCUAAAGAAAUUGCAGCCAAGAGAGCCAAGUUAAAGGAGAAGCAGGAAGCAGCCCGUGCAAAGAGGGAGGGGAAGAAGAAGCCCAAGAGUAUCAAAAAGGAGGCUGAAGGUGAAGAAGGAGACAAAGCUGUAGAAGGAGAUGGAGAUAUGGAGUUUGACACACGGAGUGAAGCAUCAUCUGAUCACCAGUUCUCAGACGAUGAACCAUCCAUGAGUGAGGCAUCCAGAGCAUCCUCUAUCUCGAGGGAUUCCUCAAUCGAGAAGGACGAAUCUGAAGAUAAAGAUGAUACCAGGAAACGCAAGCGUAGUACAUCAGAAACGUCCUUGAAGAGCAAUGAAGAUUCACUCAAGAAAGGGAAGGAAAGUUCUACAAAGAAGAAAUACGACUAUAUUACCAAAGUGAACUACAUGUUCCGCGACGCAAGGUUCUUCCUCAUGAAAUCAAAUAACGCAGAGAACAUUUCACUCUCUAAGACAAAGGGAGUUUGGUCCACUCCACCUCAGAAUGAAGCUAAACUUAACCAAGCCUUCAGGGAAGCAAGAAAUGUCAUUCUCAUAUUUUCCAUUAAAGAGAGUGGACGCUUUUGUGGAUUUGCGCGGCUUGCUGGUGAAUCUCGAAGGGACCUUCCUCCUGUUACAUGGGUGCUGCCACCAGGGUUAUCAGCUCGAGCCUUAGGAGGAGUCUUUGAGCUGGAUUGGAUAUCAAGGAGAGAUUUAUCAUUCACCAAGACACAGCAUCUUUACAAUCCUUGGAAUGAAGGCAAACCAGUUAAGAUUGGCAGGGAUGGUCAGGAAAUAGAACCCCGUGUGGCAGAGGAGCUCUGCAGAUUGUUUCCAAAAGACGAAGGAAUAAAUCUAACGCCUGUCUUGCAUAAGAGUAAACGUGCAGCCCGAGUGGCCCGUGCCAGGGGUCCACUACGUCGGCCACUACAAUCAGCAGGAGACCGUCGUGGCCGUCCUAGAGAACGUGGAGGCUUCAGAGGUCGGGGGGACAUUGGCUUCAGUCGUGGUGGUGGACGGCGACGGAGAUUUGACGGCGAGGAUUAUGGUCCCAGAGUAAAACGCUUGAGAGGUCCACCAAACUUUAGAGGCAGAACUGAAAAACCAGCACCCACAUACGCUCGUGAACGUGUGAGGGAGAGAUCACCUGUGUAUCGCAGUGUACCAAGACGAGAAGGAGCCUCAUACAAUGGCAACAGCAGCCAUAAACUGGAAUCUUCAUUGCAGACCUAUCAAGACUUCAUGCGAGAGAUGCGGGACUUCCACUCACGUGCCCCAAGUAAUUUACCCCCCAUGGCCUUUCCUCCUCCGCCGCCCUUUGACCCCAUUGGUCCACCUCGCUAUUAUGACGGGCCUCCAUUACCAGAGUAUCCAGCAUCACGAUCUCGUUCUGAAAAGAGACCUUCAGCUGAUCCAUAUGACCGUAGUGUGGAUGAGUUCUUGCAGCGGACGAGGGAUCGACGUGAACGAAGUCGUGAGCGUCGAUAUCGAGAGCGUAGAUAAAGUGGGUUUUUUUUUUUUUUAUCAUCUUGUUUUGAUAAGAUUUUAAGAAACUUUGAAAGGACCAAAAUGUGCAGUAGUAGAAAUUGCAUGUGAGUUUUAGAUGUGUGGUAUGAUAGAGGUGAAAAGGUGAUCAGUUUAGAAAAGGAAACAGGAAAGUGUGAAUGCACUUGUCUGAAAACCAUUAAUGCUUCCAAAGAGUAUUUUGGAUGGCUACCUCACUUAUUACCUCUGGCAAGUGAGUUAGAGUUUAUAGUUCACAUUUAGUUUUAAUUUGUAUUGAGUACAGGGUAUUUGCCUUGACCCUAUGUAUGAUAAUUCUUCUUUACUUGUGUUUCAGUAGGAGUAUCAACCCUGCUCUUGGAUUGUAUUAAUCAAUAUUAUUUUAUGUAUACAAGUAAGGCAAUACUGUAUUCAAUUUGUUCAGUAAUACGAGGGUCAUUCAAUAAGUAAUGAGACUUUUUGAUGUAGAUGCAGAAAAGGGGAGGGGCAAGCGGCAAUCAAUGUAGCAAAGGGGAGGGGCAAGCGGCAAUCAAUGCAGCAAAGGGGAGGGGCAAGCGCAGCAGUCAUGUUACUUCAUGCAUAAGCCACAUCUUAUUUUCUUUUCGUUUUUGGUCAGUUCAUUCAAUUAGUCUCGAGUAAGUGUUGCAUUAACAAUGAACGCUCCACUUGAACUUUGUACUUUAGAAGAACAAUGAUCUGUUAUUCGUUAUUUAAAUUAAAAAAGGAUAAACCCAAGCAAAAUUCAUCACAGAAUGUCACUUCAAUACUGAAGCAAUCGGUUGAACAAACUUUUACAAGUGGUUGUACAAUUCAAGAAUGGACAAACAAGCAUUCUGGACGAAGAUCAUGCCGGAUGACCUGUCAGAGUUUUAACGCCCACAUUGCACCAUAUGCAGGAAGUGAUGAGAAAACUGGGCUGGGAGAUUUUACCUCACCCCACAUACAGUCCAGAUCUUACACCAUCAGACUACCACAUGUUUGGUCCACUCAAAACAGCUUUAUGUGGAAACCAUUUUUUGAAUAAUGAAAAGGUGAAGAAAGAAACCAGAAAUUGGUUAUGGAGUCAACCGAAAGAAUUUUUCACCACAGGAAUAAGAAGACUUGUAGAAAGGUGGGACAAGUGCAUAGCUGUAGAGGGAGAUUGUGUGGAAAAAUAGGUACUGUAUGUGAUCAUUAUUAAUAAAUCAUUACUUCUGCAGUUAUUAAUUUGUCUCGUUAUUUAUUAAAUGACCCUCGUACAUUGAUGUAUAGCAUCAAGCAAGAGUGCAAAUAAAACUUGUAAAACAUUCAUAUGUCCUUUAAUAGUAUUAAUUAAUACUUAAUCAA
This is a messenger RNA of Homarus americanus (American lobster), 3141 nucleotides long. Its product is annotated as YTH domain-containing protein 1-like. Gene Ontology annotation, biological process: regulation of alternative mRNA splicing, via spliceosome; mRNA splicing, via spliceosome. The transcript is spliced from 14 exons. Gene Ontology annotation, cellular component: nucleoplasm. The coding region runs from base 136 to 1815 and encodes 559 amino acids. Gene Ontology annotation, molecular function: N6-methyladenosine-containing RNA reader activity; mRNA binding. NCBI's taxonomy places the organism in Eukaryota, Metazoa, Arthropoda, Malacostraca, Decapoda, Nephropidae. The record is from RefSeq and is a predicted model, not a curated record.